This is a messenger RNA of Fundulus heteroclitus (mummichog), 3305 nucleotides long. RefSeq names its product single-strand selective monofunctional uracil DNA glycosylase-like. The transcript is spliced from 2 exons. Lineage: Eukaryota; Metazoa; Chordata; Actinopteri; Cyprinodontiformes; Fundulidae. Bases 173 to 991 code for a protein of 272 amino acids. The record is from RefSeq and is a predicted model, not a curated record. Gene Ontology annotation, molecular function: oxidized pyrimidine nucleobase lesion DNA N-glycosylase activity; single-strand selective uracil DNA N-glycosylase activity. Gene Ontology annotation, biological process: base-excision repair.
CGUCUUUGCUGUCAUUGCACCGACAUUCCUGCAGAUGGCAGCAGCGCAAUGUGGACGAUACGCGCGGAAGCAGAGGAAGAAACUGUUGACGCUUUGUUUUCGGGUGACGGGUCUCAAAACAUAAACCAAAAUAAAACAUAAAUUAACGCGCGUUUCAGCGACUUGCAUCAACAUGUCGGAUAGCGGCACAUCUAGGAGCGAAACGCCGCUGGCAGCUUCCCGGGAUGGGGUCUCUGAGUCCGCAGAUGGGACCCCCUCCUCCAGGUUCCUGCAGGCUGAGCUGGAGCUGAACGCCCUCCUGCGGGGGCUCACCUUCGGAGAGCCCGUCCGCUACGUUUACAACCCGCUGGAGUACGCCUGGGACACCCACCGCUGCUACGUGGAGAAGUACUGUCUGCCCGGGCAGAAGGUCCUCUUCCUGGGGAUGAACCCCGGACCUUUCGGCAUGGCACAGACCGGGGUCCCUUUCGGUGAGGUGAAGUCAGUCACCGACUGGCUGAAGAUCACAGGGGAGGUCGGUCGCCCCGCCGAGGAGCACCCCAAGAGACGGAUCCUGGGCCUCGGCUGCACCCAGAGCGAAGUGAGCGGCGCUCGUUUCUGGGGCUUCUUCAGGAAGCUGUGCGGCGAGCCCGAGCAGUUCUUCCGCCACUGCUUCGUCCACAACCUCUGCCCGCUGAUCUUCAUGAGCGCCAGCGGCAAGAACCUGACGCCCCCCGAGCUGCCGGCGGACGAACGAGAAGCCCUGCUGUCCCUGUGCGACGCGGCGCUCUGCCAAGCGGUGGCGGCGCUGGGCGUCUCCAUGGUGAUCGGCGUGGGGAAGGUGGCGGAGCAGAGGGCGCGGCGGGCGCUGUCCGCCGAAGGUGUGAAGGUGCGGGUGGAGGGCAUCAUGCACCCGUCGCCCAGGAACCCGUUGGCCAAUAAGGGCUGGGAGGAGGUGGCUAAAGCCAAGCUGGCAGAACUGGAGGUCCUCCCCCUGCUGAGCAGCAGCUAACGAGCCUCCUCUGAGACUCCUCCGCAGCAAUCUGAUGACUAACGAGGGGACGAAGAGCUGCUGGAAAACGCUGGCCUUACCGUCCAACUUCAACAUGAAAACUCUGCAACGCGGAAAUUUGCGAGGGAUGACGGUGAUAAAGUCGAUAAACUCAACCCCACAAACUUAAAUAAUCUCCUCCUAAAGCCCCAUGCUAAAGAGAAUGCUGAGUCUAUUUUAAACAAUAUUUAUGUUACGACUGAUGCCUUCACUCACACAUGGCGUGGUAAACGCUUCAUUCGUUCAACGGUAGUAUUGAAUCGGUAUCGGCCGAUACGCUCAGCCCAGAUAUCGGUAAGGAGAAACUGGAUGGUGCAUCUCUAGUCGCUGGUCGGCAGAGGCCUCCUCUAGGCGUGUCCUCUAGGUCUGGAUAAGCAUGGUGAAGAAAAUGAGAAUAUGAAAUGUGUUUGUAUUUCCAGACAUUAUCCCCAAUCCCAAUGUCUAAAAGUUGCCGCCUACCUUCCUUGUGUCCUGCCUCCAUUCUUAACUUUUAUUGCCCUCUUUGUUUCCUUCACUCCUUCCUUCCUUCCUUGUGUCUUUCCUUCCCUCCCUCUCUCCUUGUGUUAUUGCACCUAAGUCGUCAACCUCAAUCCCUUCCAACUCUUUCAGUCUCUUUCCUGCCUUUUUUCAUUCCAGGUGUCCUUCUUUCCUUUGCUUCCAUCUUCUUCCAUUUGUCCUUUCUUCCUUCCUUGUGUCCUUACCUUCUUUCCAUGUUUGUGUCACCUAUCGUUCGAUCCUUUUUUCCUUAUUUCCUUUUGGCCUGGCUUCCUUGUUUCCAUCCUUCAGUCGUCCCUUAUCUCCUUACUUUUUUUCCUUACUUUCAUUCUUUGUGUUCUUCCUUCCUUCCCCCUUCUUUCUAGCCUUCCAUGUGGCGUUACUCUUUUCCUACUUGUGUCUUUCCUUCCUUCCUUUUGUUACUCCAUCUUUAUGUCCAAACUCAAUUCCUUAUUGGUGUCCUUCCUUUCUUCUUAUCCUUUCCUCCUUCCUUCCUUGCCUCCUUCCUCUCCUUCAGGCUUCCGUGUUUAAUUUAUGCCAUAAAUGUGUCGUGAACCUUUGUAUUUUCCAUUUUGUAAAUGAACAGAGGAAUUCUAGAGACACGAGCCUGAAAAGGUUUGGGAGUUGUGCAAGAAAAACACACAGGAACAAAAAACUCGUCAUCUAAAGUUUGCCAGUGAACAAUCCAAGUGAUUGAGAAAAGGUUUGGCCGAGCGCGGUGUAGUCAGAUGAGACCAAAAUCUGGCUGUUUGGCAUCAACUUUAUCCGCCGUUUGUGGAGGAAGAGACACACUUCACUUGACCUGAAGGACUUUAUCAAGGAUGGAGGUGGAAAAACAUCCAUGAAAUAAAGGGACGGGGGAAAGUACCUUCAAACCCUGAAUAGAACCUCCUUGGAGGAAUAUUUUAGUGACAGGCCCAAAACAUCUUGCCAAGGCAACAAAUAAGCAGGGGGUUAAAUAUUUCUUUCUUUCUCUGGAUAUCUGAGGCUCAGGCUAAGAGGAGACUCUGUUUCCAUUUUUGUGUGUGUCAGUAAAGGCUCACUGACCUGUUAGGGCUGCAAAAGGGAAUAAUAAUAAAUGUCAUUUGUCCAAUUAGGGCAUCCAUUAGACUCUGUGUCCUUUCAGGUGGUUUAUUGAUUAAAACAUGACCCACGACAGCCCUAAAAAUUUCAGUUUCGCUGCAUUGGCUCAGUUACACUGCUGACAUAACAUAACCUAGAAUUGCUCCUAAACUCAACCACAGUCCCUGAUCUGCUCCACUGAUGCAGCGAGCGUCUGCCAUGACAGCUGUUUGUGUCCGCUGCACUAAAUCUUCUUUAUGAAACAGUUUUUUUUACUCUGCCUUUUAACUUGAACCUUUUCAGAUGAAAAAACAAUUCUGUAAACAUUUGUUACACACGUGAGACUAUUAUAAGCAGCAAUUUUCGAUCAUUCUGUUUCCUUGGUAUAUUUAUUUGGUUUUAAGAAUGUAGUUGUUUUAUGUUUCUGCACUACUGUUUUAGGGUUCUAUAUCUUGCAGGGGUUUUGCUAUCAAGCUUCGGAUCUUGAAAUUGUUCAUUUUUAUGGUCAUUUUUUUUUUUUUGUGGUGCAGCAAGGUGUCAUUGUGUAAAAAUAUAUUCUCAUGUCCAACAAGCAUUAGCCUAGCUUCUAUUCAGGACAGUCCUGGUUAAAAAUUGUUAACAUGGUAAAACUGAAAUUGACCAAGGAGGAAGGUUGGCAUAUUAGUGACACUUUUGUUGCCAUUAUGGAGUUAAUUAGAAUAAAAUGCAUCAGCGGUGA